This is a messenger RNA of Fukomys damarensis (Damara mole-rat), 2031 nucleotides long. It is a transcript of the gene Wnt16, whose product is annotated as Wnt family member 16. The record is from RefSeq and is a predicted model, not a curated record. The transcript is spliced from 4 exons. Gene Ontology annotation, cellular component: extracellular region. Gene Ontology annotation, molecular function: cytokine activity; frizzled binding. Gene Ontology annotation, biological process: canonical Wnt signaling pathway; multicellular organism development; cell fate commitment. Bases 322 to 1413 code for a protein of 363 amino acids. NCBI's taxonomy places the organism in Eukaryota, Metazoa, Chordata, Mammalia, Rodentia, Bathyergidae.
GAUACGAGGAGCCGGGGGCGAUGGAGACUCCCAGACGUCAGCAGAAGUUUCUCACCUUGGAAAGCUAGGGACGCUUCUGCACCUCCAGCACAGCUCCACCUCCGCGCAGGGGGAGGGCCCCAAGCCAUUCCUUCCACCUCGUCACAUUUGGUGGGGGAGUGCUGAGAGCCACUAUCAUUGGUGGUCUUCCUUUUAUGCUGUCUGCCAGGAGAAAGAGGCGAGGGACAACUUGGUGCUGGGGAGCUGACCUCCAGCGCUGCGGGCCUCCGGAGAGGUCGGGCCGGAGAGGAGCGGCCGGGGCUGGGGACUCCAUGCGGGGCCAUGGACAGAGCGGCGGUCCUGGCCCUGCCCCGCCUGUGCGCGCUGUGGGCGGCCCUGCUCGCGCUGUUCCCCUGCGGAACCCAAGGAAACUGGAUGUGGUUGGGCAUCGCCUCCUUUGGGGUUCCGGAAAAGCUGGGUUGCACCAACUUGCCGUUGAACAGCCGCCAGAAGGAGCUGUGCAAGAGGAAACCGUACCUGCUGCCCAGCAUCCGCGAGGGCGCCCGGCUGGGCAUCCAGGAGUGCAGGAGCCAGUUCAAGCACGAGCGAUGGAACUGCGUGGUCGCCGCCGCCGGGCCCGCGCUGGGCACCAGUCCCCUCUUUGGCUACGAGCUGAGCAGUGGCACCAAGGAGACAGCAUUUAUUUAUGCUGUGAUGGCUGCAGGCUUGGUCCACUCUGUGACCAGGUCAUGCAGUGCCGGCAACAUGACAGAAUGCUCCUGUGACACCACCUUGCAGAAUGGUGGCUCCCCAAGGGAAGGCUGGCACUGGGGGGGCUGCUCCGAUGAUGUCCAGUACGGCAUGUGGUUCAGCAGAAAGUUCCUGGAUUUGCCUAUCAAAAACACCACAGAAAAAGACAGCAAAGUACUGUUAGCAAUGAACCUACAUAAUAAUGAAGCUGGAAGGCAGGCUGUCGCCAAGUUGAUGUCAGUAGACUGCCGCUGCCAUGGAGUUUCUGGUUCCUGUGCUGUGAAAACGUGCUGGAAAACCAUGCCUUCUUUUGAAAAAAUUGGCCAGUCGUUAAAAGAUAAAUAUGAAAAUAGUAUCCAGAUAUCAGACAAAAUAAAGAGAAAAAUGCGAAGGAAAGAAAAAGAUCAGAGGAAAAUACCGAUCCACAAGGAUGACCUGCUGUAUGUUAACAAGUCUCCCAACUACUGUGUGGAGGAUAAAAAACUGGGAAUCCCGGGAACACAAGGCAGGGAGUGCAACCGUACAUCAGAAGGUGCAGAUGGCUGCAACCUUCUCUGCUGUGGCCGAGGCUACAACACCCAUGUGGUCAGGCACGUGGAGAGGUGUGAGUGUAAGUUUAUCUGGUGCUGCUAUGUCCGCUGCAGGAGGUGUGAAAGCAUGACAGACGUCCAUACCUGUAAGUAACCACUCCAUCCUGCCUGGAACAGUAUUCCUCCGCAGAAUGAUGGGAUUACGAGCCAGAGGAUAAGAGGCUUCUUUUUAUUCAGGGCUGGGGAAGAUGACUCUUAUAUUAGAAUUUCCAGAUCCUUGUCCUAUUUGAGGUUUGCAUUACCUGAGUGACAUCCAAUCACACAUCAACCCUGCAUGUUUCUUGGAAUUUUAGAGUUGAAAAGGUUUCCAUUCAUCUUCCGGUGAUUUGGAGGAUAUACAUUGACAUAUUGGGAAGGUAAAUCCUUUUGCUAAGGAAGAAAGAACAGGAAAGAGCCCUCAUGCUGGAGACUUGAUCCAUAAUCGAGAUAAAAUCCUUAACUAUGGAUCUCUGUUAUGGAAAUCAAUAAUGGUGGGUGAACAUUUGUCACUUUUUAAAGGCACCUCUUAUGGCAGCAAAGAACGCAACCGUAAAUCUCAUUUGUUCUCCGUAUUUUAAUUGAAAAAAAUUACAGGAAGUGUUUGUGCAUGGGCAGAUGUUGAAAAGUUAAUCUAAGUGGUGGGUGCCUGCCCUUUCAUGUACAUCAAAAGAACAAUUGAAAAGAACCUUCAUAAGUUAUACAGUACCCCUAAAAAGUAGUUAUUAGAACUGUG